Molecule: messenger RNA, 1389 nt
Organism: Pistacia vera
Lineage: Eukaryota; Viridiplantae; Streptophyta; Magnoliopsida; Sapindales; Anacardiaceae
Product: cytochrome P450 89A2-like
Exons: 3
Coding region: 1-1389 (462 amino acids)
Cellular component (GO): membrane
Molecular function (GO): heme binding; iron ion binding; oxidoreductase activity, acting on paired donors, with incorporation or reduction of molecular oxygen, NAD(P)H as one donor, and incorporation of one atom of oxygen
Source: RefSeq, a predicted model, not a curated record
AUGGAUUUGCAGACUUCUUCAUUUUCAGUCGUUUCUUCUCCUCAAAAACCACAAAUACCAGAAAGCUCCCACCAGGACCUCCCACUUUUCACCUCAUUGCCAACUUCUUAUGGCAUCGAAGACCUUUCUUUGAGUUUGGAAAAAUCGUCUCUAAUCUUCGCAAAAGACCGCCCAAAAACCAUAUUUGCCGAUCGAAUCUUUCCAAACAAACGUGAAGGCGUAAGCCUCUUGCCCUAUGGCGCAACUUGGUGCUCCCUCCGCCGAAACCUUACAGGUACAUCAGGAGUUCUCCACCCUUCUCGUCUUAUAUCCUGCUCUCAUAUCCGUAAACGUGUCUUGGACAAUUUAAUUCAUCGCUUUAAACAGGAUUCUGAACAUGGCGGAGGCGUUCAUGUAGUUGAUCAUUUUACGUACACAAUUUUUUCUUUGGUAGUUCUCAUGUGUUUCGGGAAUAAUCUUGAUGAGAAUACAAUUAGGGAGCUUGAAUGCUCACAAAACAAAUUUUUUACUUGUUUUCCUAAAGUGAAAGUCUUUCUUAUCAUGCCAAAUUUGGGGAAGAUCUUAUUUAGAAAUCGAUGGAAUGAGUUUGUAAAUAUGCUUAAAGAUCGAGAAGAUAUGUUUUUGUCCUUGAUUAGAGCCAGAAAGAAAAUGAAACUAGGUGAAAAUAAGGGAGAAAACAUAGAUCAGUUUGUGUCAUACGUUGGUACCUUAUUGGAAUUACAAGUUCCAAAUGAGAACAAGAAGUUUGAAGAAGGCGACAUAGUAUCUUUAAGCGAUGAAUUUAUUAGUGCUGGAACUGAUACGACAACAGCAUUGCAAUGGAUCAUGGCAAAUGUGGUCAAGUACCCUCGAAUUCACGAAAAAAAUUUGGCUGAAAUGAGAGGUGUUGUUGAACAAGGACGAAAAUGGAUCAAAGAAGAUGAUUUGCAGAAGUUGCCUUAUUUGAAAGCAGUGGUUCUUGAAGGAUUAAGACGUCACCCGCCGACUUACCAGGCGGCGACACCGCAUGUGGUGACCGAAGAUACCGAAUUGGGUGGCUACCUUAUACCCAAAGGUACAACAGUGAACUUCUUGAUAGCGGACAGGGGAAGAGAUCCGAAUAUGUGGAAAGAUCCUGUGGAGUUCAAGCCAGAGAGAUUUCUGUUUAGCCAUGGAGACAAAAGUUUUGAUAUAAGAGGUAGAGAGAUUAAAAUGAUGCCAUUUGGUGCAGGGAGGAGGAUUUGUCCUGGUCUUGGUUUUGCUAUUCUUCAUUUAGAGUAUUUUGUGGCAAAUUUGAUUUGGCAUUUUGAAUGGAGUGCUGUGGAUGGUGAAGAUAUUGAUUUAUCAGAGAAGAUAGACAUCACCAUAAAGAUGAAAAAUCCAUUGCGAGUUCAUCUAUCUUCGCGGUAG